This is a messenger RNA of Phialemonium atrogriseum, 849 nucleotides long. RefSeq lists its product as uncharacterized. Bases 145 to 849 code for a protein of 234 amino acids. The record is from RefSeq and is a predicted model, not a curated record. Lineage: Eukaryota; Fungi; Ascomycota; Sordariomycetes; Cephalothecales; Cephalothecaceae. The transcript is spliced from 3 exons.
CAACUACAUACUUAGCAAAAGGUGCGCCGCUAACAACAACUCAAUCCCCUUCUUGUCUGCCAGCACACCACGGUAAAGUCCUGCUACCGCUAGUUGUUCCUCCAGCUGGGGAUCACACAGUCCAGGGGAAGGUCUGAAGAAGCCAUGGCGAAGGUGACUGAGGCCGGCCAGAGGCGUUACUGUGAGGUGGAGGGCGAUUACUUCAUCAAGGGCAUUCUGCCAGUCGGCCGCGUAGAUUUGAUAUAUCCGGCGCAGUGGCCCGCAGAGCGGAUCGAGAACGAGCACACGGCGCUCGACCUCGUAAGAGAGAAAACAAACAUCCCGGUACCCAGGGCCCUCGAGAGGGGCUUCGAUGGCGAGUUUGGCCACUGCCUGAAGCUGGAGUGGGCGGACGGCAUUGACCUGGGCAAUAUCGUUGAUGGGAGAGAUGUCGGGGCGGCUUGCCUGAUGACGCCUGGGCAGGACGGGCACGCGAGUUCGGGCCGGUGCGAGCAGUGUCGCGCCGUGGCGAUGGCAAACGCAGACCUGUUCGUGCGCGAGGUGGUGUACCCGGCGCUGGAGGGGCUGUCGAGCCGCCAGACCGGGCUGAACGGCAUCCGCUGGCCCGUCAAGACGUCCGACGAGGUCGCCGGCGCGGCUCGCCUCUUCGUCCUCUGCCACGGCGAUCUGUCCUAUCACAACAUGCGCGUCGACCCCGCCACCCUUGAGGUCAAGUGGCUCCUCGAUUGGGAGUUUGCUGGCUUCUUGCCCGAGGAGUUCCUGCGCAUCUUCUCCCUCACCCGCGCCGACUACGGAAGGCUGUUCGAGAAUGACGAGCGCAAACAGCGCCUCGUCGGCCUGCUCGAGUAA